AUGAAACCCAUCGCUCCUGGCAAGGGCGGGAAAUUUGCGAGCAUGAUGAUGCAGCAGAUGGGCUGGGCAGGUGGAGGAUUAGGAAAAGCGGGAGAAGGAAUCGUCAAUCCGAUAGAAGUGCAGCUAAGACCUGAAAGAGCGGGUAUAGCUUUCGGCGGACGGAAAGAGAAAACGAAGCAAGCCAAGGAGGAAGCGAAGAGAAGAGGAGAAGCAGUCAGUAGCGAUUCGGAGGGAGAAGGCAAACAGAGGAAAGGGGGCCGCAAGAAGCAAGGGAAACAAUUCAGAAAUGAAGCAGAACAUCAGGAUAGGGAGAGAAGAGAAUUGUGGAGUAGACCUGACAGGAAAAUGAGAAGGGUCAAGGUGCAACAUCGGACGUAUGAGGAGAUCAUAGCAGAGGCUGGCGGAAAUGAGCCUUCUGGUCUUGAAGCGGGCAUCGGACCCAUCAUCGAUGCUACCGGUCCUCAGGUGCGCGAAGUGGCCUCUCUCUCCAGCGCUUUGGGAGACAAGGGCAUUCCGACGAGCGAAAGCACGCGUCUGCCGGAGUUGAGGCACAACCUUAGACUGAUUUGCGAUAAUAAUCGCAUCCUGCUCGAAGGUUUGGCGAGAAAAGGCGCGCAGAAUAUCGAGAGACAAAAAUGGCUCGUCAGGGAGAGAGACGAGUCGGAGAGGAGAAGAGCCAAAGUUGCCGUGGAUGCGCAACGCGUGAGAGAGGUCCUCAGUGUCGUUCGAGACCUUGAAGAGUUGGGCAUACAGAACGAAAAACUGGUCUCAUCGGGCGUCGAGGAGGAGAUGGAUACGCAGCGAUUGAGCGACCUGAUCGGAUUGCUGAAGGAGAAGUAUGGGGACGAGAUCCAAGGGCUGGGAUUGGACGAAGCUAUCGUUGCUGCUGUUGUGCCUCUUGUGCGCACAAGAAUACGGGCCUGGAAACCAAUGCAAGAACCAAGGCAUCUUUUGGAAGAUUUCGAGCGAUGGCAUUCGGUGCUGCAAAGUGUUGAUGAGAGUCGCCACGCUACUAUGAAUGGGCACUCCAAGUCGGAUCCUGUCAUGACGCCAUUCGAAUCCCUGCUUUGGAACCUGUGGAUGCCCCCCGUCCGCAGUGCUCUCAACAACGAUUGGAAAGCACAUCAUCCCGAAGGUGCUAUGCGUCUGCUGGAAGCCUGGCAACCUUUUCUUCCUCGCUUCAUCUUUGACAAUCUGACCAAUCAGAUCAUCCUACCUCGUCUUUCCGACGCGGUCGAGCAUUGGGAAAUGUCAUCUUCAAAGGCGCCCCUGCAUGCCUAUGUGUUCCCUUGGCUGGAGCUGAUGGGGGAGCAAAUGACGAAUUUGAUGAACGAGGCGAGGAGAAGAGUCAGGGCCGUGCUUAGGAGCUGGCGAGCUAGCUCCGGUCUGCCGGAAGCCUUGCAUUUGGAGAAAUGGAGAGAGGUCUUUCAGGACGCGGAUUGGAACGCCAUGCUUCUGGAGCAGGUGGUGCCCAAGCUUUCUUCCUACCUGCGUCAAGAGCUGCGCAUCAAUCCAGCAAAGCAAGAGAUGAGCCCUUUUCAUCUCGUCGUAGCCUGGCACACUCACCUCGCCCCCAUCAACACUUCGCGUCUACUAGAAUGCGACUUUUUCCCGCAAUGGCUCGACGUCUUGCAUCUUUGGUUGACGCAGCCCAACGUGCAAUUCUCCGAAGUGGGCCAAUGGUAUUCUUUCUGGAAGGCGCAAUUCGCAAAGUAUACCGGCGUGUCGGAAUUGCCAGGCAUAAAGCUGGGUUUCAAGAGGGGUCUGGAUCUCAUCAAUCAGGCUUUGGAACGGAAGACGGCGGAAGGGAGAGCGAAUUUGCCAAAGGCAGACAGCACGCCCUUGUCCAAUCGAGGCGCAGCCGCAGAUCCAGCAGCGAUCGCGAGCGCGAGCGCGAAUGCCGAAUCAUCCAUCACGUUCAAACGCGUCGUCGAGGAAGAAGCAGCAAAGUCGGAGUUGCUCGUCUUGCCACUGAGCAAAUCUCAUCCGCUCAACGGAGCGCCGCUACUUCGCAUAUCCCCUCACAUUACUGGAAAGCCCGGCAUCACUUUUUACAUCGACGACGAUGUGGUCUGGGCUUUUGCUGCUGCUCAUCAUACCGCCUCGUCAAAUGCGGCCGAUGAGUACAGCCCCAUCAGUCUGCAGGAACUUGUCCAGAGUGCCAAGCUCGUCAAAAAGUGA
This is a messenger RNA of Ceraceosorus guamensis, 2181 nucleotides long. RefSeq names its product TFP11-domain-containing protein. Lineage: Eukaryota; Fungi; Basidiomycota; Exobasidiomycetes; Ceraceosorales; Ceraceosoraceae. Gene Ontology annotation, cellular component: U2-type post-mRNA release spliceosomal complex. Gene Ontology annotation, molecular function: nucleic acid binding. Bases 1 to 2181 code for a protein of 726 amino acids. The transcript is spliced from 3 exons. Gene Ontology annotation, biological process: spliceosomal complex disassembly. The record is from RefSeq and is a predicted model, not a curated record.